Molecule: messenger RNA, 732 nt
Organism: Arvicanthis niloticus (Nile rat)
Lineage: Eukaryota; Metazoa; Chordata; Mammalia; Rodentia; Muridae
Source: RefSeq, a predicted model, not a curated record
AUGGAAGACCAGUUCACCAAGAGGAUUCAGGCCAAGAAAGAACGCAUGGCCAAGAAAGAGAUGAACCUUCUGUGGAACCUGGCCCGCGAGCACAAGAUGCAGAUGCCCAGCUCAGCUGGGCUGCACCCUAAGGGACACCAGAAUCGUCUGGGUUCACAAGCAGUCAUGUUGUCCAUGCUGCUCAGGCUGUUUCGUAGGGACAAUACAAUACAACCAGAGACCAGACCUAGGCAGAAGGCAUUCUGUAAAGCAGGAAGAAGGAGAUGGCCCUGGGGAAGACACAGGUCUGUUGGGAAAGAGUCCUCCCAAGCCUACACCAUCAGUGAGCAGGAGCAGAGAAUGAAGAGGUUGGAGAAGCUCAAAAGGGACCUCGAAAGAAUCAUUAAUGAGAGAGAUGAACUCUGGGGAAUCCUGGCACAUUAUAAUGUCAAGGAUUUGAACAACAGGUUCAACUUUGAGACGAUCAUGCUGGAGAUGCAACAUGACCAGGUGACUCGCGAUCUCAAAAACAUUCCGCAGCAGAUCAGUGAGGCCUUGUAUAAGUGCCAGGAGUUGACUAAAAAUAAUCACUUUACAGGUGACAUCAGGAACUGUCACCUCCUGACAGAAUCUCUUCAUAUGAAGAGUGAAGUAAAAAUGCUCUGGAAUGAAAACAGGCAGCUGCUUAAGGAGCAGAUUACACUGGAAGUGUGUUCUAGGAAACAAGGAGGCUAUGUGUGGAGGCCAGCAUGA